AUAUCGUCCAACGAGAAGCGCAUUGUGUUUUCCGUCGCGCGUGAAUUGAAAAUCGGUAAAUCCAAUUGUUGCUCGCGCUUUGUUGUGUUGGUGCCGAGAAAUACCAGAGAAGACCGGAAAAUCCAAGGGCAUUACAUGCGCGUGAAGUUUUGGCUCGCAGCAAGCUGCAUUUUCCGUUCUUUUUAUUGUGAGAUUCAAAGUUGCCCUGCCUGUUCCUCCUCCGCCGCUUCCCCACCGCUUUAUCGCCCUCUCCUCCACCUCCCCUCUUCGCGCGAGUGCGUGUGCGUGGCUGGCUAUAAUGUUUUGGCCAUAAAAAAGUGCAACCAACCACCGAUCCGCUGAAAGUUAUAAACAAAAGCAGUGCAGAAAUGUCCGAGGCCGAUCUGAAGAACCUGUCGCAAAAUACGGAUGGCGAUCAGGAACUGCUCCUCCAUCAGACCACACAAUCCCUGCUGAUGGCCAGUUCCAUGUUGUUCGUGGAAAAUCCCGGAGGGGGCGGGGCUGUUCCCGUACCAGGACCCGUUUCCCUGCCACUUUCGAUCGGCUUGCCCCAUCAUCCGAUACCCUACAACGCGGACGAUCUGCUCCGGGAGAACAAUGCCCUACAUGCCAAAAUCAAGGAGUUGAGUCUCGAACGGGAUCGCCUGCUGUGCGAGGUCUCCAAUCUGCGCCUCGAGCUGGAUAUGUCGGAGCUCAAGCGGUUGCCCAUUGAUCUCGAUGAGAACUUUCCCCAAAAGAGCCUCGAGCGGAGCGGCUCCACCCAGUAUGAACUGGCUGGAGCGCCACAGCCGGGAUCUGCCAAUGCCUCCUCCUGCACAGACAGCGGCAGUGUUGGCGGCUAUGUCUACCUGCAGAAUCACUACGCACCCGGCGCCCACAGCAACUCGGCCGCCAUCAACUAUCCUGCGCAACAGCAUCCCCAGAUGGUCUACCAAAUCCAGCAGUAUCCCACGUGCCAUCAGCAGCAGCAACAACAACAGCAGCAGCAACAGCAACAGCAGCACCUGCAGCAGCAGCAACAGCAACACAUGCACCAGACCAGCGCAGGUCACUACAUGCAGGUCACGGCGACGGGUGGCCAAUACCACCACCAUCACAUGCUCCACGGCCACGGGCAUCAUGUCCACCAUCAUGGCCACGGCGGGGCGGUGGUCAUCGCCGGCAGCGGUGUGGGCACUGGCCUGGGAUCCGGAGCCACCAGUGUGAUCAUGCAGCACCAGCAACAGCAGCAGCAGCAGCAGCAACAGAAUAUGCACAAGAAGAACUCCAUCCGGAAUGGCGGUGAUGUCCUCAAGCGAGGGCGAGCUCAGUCAGCCUACGAACUCUCACAAGAUCUGUUGGAGAAACAGAUCGAGCUGCUGGAGCGCAAGUACGGCGGAGUGCGAGCCCGCAACGCGGCGGUCACAAUUCAGCGCGCCUUUCGCCACUACAUGAUGGUGAAGAAGUUCGCCUCGAUCACGGCAAUGGCCAAGGCUGAGAAGCGGCUCAGUCGACGCAUGGUGGUGACGGCCAGUAGCCUUGGAUUGGCCGAGGAGGGUGCCUCCUCAUCGUCGGCCUACGGCAGUGCCACGGAAUCUCAGCUCGCCGAGCAGCAACAGCAACAACAACUGGCGGCGGUACAACACCACCAGCAGCAGCAGCAGCAACAACAGCAGCAACAGCAACAGCAGCAGCAGCAGCCACGUGUCACCAUCAUGGCGGGUCCGGCGGGAGCUGCUUCGCCGGGCCUAUCCCGGACACCUCCAACGCGAUCGCUUUCCAUGCGGGAGCGACGUCAGCUGGACUGCAGUCCCAUACCGCGCAGUCAGUCAGGAGCUUCGCCCGCCUCCAUAUCCAGUUCGACAGUCAGCACUUCCGCUCUGGCCUCCCAUCCGCAUGUGAACCUGUUGCACGCGGCCGAACCGCAUUACUACAAUGCCCAGGCACUGCCCACGGCAGCUGCCUACUACACCAGCUACCAUGGAUCGCCGCAUGACUUGAGCUAUGCCAGUUCGGCGGACACCUCGCUAAAUGCCUCGUGGGUGAACACCAGCGGUCACUCACCGCACACGCCCUACUAUUCGGCCGCCCAGAUAUACAUGCGACCCAAGGGCGGCAGCACCACGCCUACGCCCAGUUGCAGCGGCAGCACCGGAAGCGGCAGCGGGGGCAGCGGCAGCGGGGGCAGCAACAAAAAGGUGCCACCGGAGGUGCCCAAACGCACCAGCUCCAUAACGGCCCAACAGCAGACGCAGUUGCUCCUGCUGCAACGCCAAACGCCGCCGCCUCCGUCGCUCCUCAGGACCAAUGGCCUGUGCAAAACCGCUGAAAACGGCAGCUUGACCUCCGUCCAAAGUUCUGGUUCGGAUUCGAGUGUAACCUCAGCGGAACGCAACCUCAACAGCGACUUGGGCUCGGAUCGCAGCAACUCACCGCACACUUGGAAGCGCGGGACAGCGCUGAACAGCUCGCAGCAGUUCUCCACGCACUCGGCGGACUCAGCGGGAGCGGUAUCCGGCGGUGGAGUUGGCGUGGCCGGAGGAGCCGGUGUGUAUGCUGCACAGAUGCAGGCAGCCGUUGCAGCGGCCACGGCGGCCGGAGGAUUGCCACCGGCCGAUGAUCAUGCCAUCUCCUCGCACACGAGUGCCGCUCAGUAUGAGCAGCAUGAGCAGCAGCAGCACGAACAGCAGCAACUGCAGGCGGCCGCUGCCGCAGCCGGAGUGGCCCAGAAUUACAAGAUGUCGGAGACGAUACGCAAGCGACAGUAUCGCGUUGGACUCAAUCUGUUCAACAAGAAGCCGGAGAAGGGCAUCACCUAUCUGAUCAGGCGGGGAUUCCUCGAGAACACACCGCAGGGUGUGGCCCGUUUCCUGAUCACCCGCAAGGGCUUGUCCCGCCAGAUGAUUGGCGAGUAUCUGGGCAAUCUGCAGAACCAGUUCAACAUGGCCGUGCUCAGUUGCUUCGCCAUGGAGCUGGACCUGUCCGGUCGCCAGGUGGAUGUGGCUUUGCGCAAGUUCCAGGCCUAUUUCCGGAUGCCCGGAGAGGCGCAAAAGAUCGAGCGGCUGAUGGAGAUAUUCUCGCAGCGCUACUGCGAGUGCAAUGCGGACAUCGUGGGGCGACUGAGAUCAUCCGAUACGAUCUUUGUCCUGGCCUUUGCCAUCAUCAUGCUGAAUACCGAUCUGCACACGCCAAAUCUGAAGCCAGAGCGUCGCAUGCGCGUGGAGGACUUUAUCAAGAAUCUGCGCGGCAUUGACGAUUGCCAUGACAUCGACAAGGACAUGCUAAUGGGCAUUUACGACCGCGUCAAGUCUGACGAAUUCAAGCCCGGCAGUGACCAUGUCACCCAGGUGAUGAAGGUCCAGGCCACCAUUGUGGGCAAGAAACCAAAUCUGGCGUUGCCCCAUCGCCGACUCGUCUGCUAUUGCCGGCUGUACGAGAUACCCGAUGUGAACAAAAAGGAACGACCCGGAGUGCAUCAGCGCGAGGUGUUCCUGUUCAACGAUCUGCUGGUCAUUACCAAAAUCUUUAGCAAAAAGAAGACCUCCGUGACGUACACGUUCCGCAACAGUUUCCCGCUGUGCGGCACCGUUGUCACCCUGCUGGACAUGCCCAACUAUCCGUUCUGCAUCCAGCUCUCCCAGAAGGUGGACGGCAAGAUCCUGAUCACCUUCAAUGCCCGCAACGAACACGAUCGCUGCAAGUUUGCCGAGGAUCUCAAAGAGUCCAUCAGCGAAAUGGACGAGAUGGAGUCACUGCGCAUUGAGGCCGAACUGGAGCGCCAGAAGUCGGCGCGCAAUCGUGCGCCUGGCAAUGCUGAGAAUCGUGACAGUGGCGUGGCCGAUGUGGAGGUCUGUCCGUGUCCCUAUCAGCCUGGAUCGCAGGCGGCCGGCGAACAGGCAGCCAACUCCGCUGACUCAUCGCAGCAAUUGAAGCGCAGUGCGCUUAGCAACAGUCUCCUCGACAUGCACGAGCAAUUUGGCAAUGAGAAACCUCAGCGACGGGGCAGCGUUGGCUCUCUGGACAGCGGCAUGAGCAUCUCGUUCCAGUCCACCACCACCUCCAGCGCCUCGAGGGAGAAUGCCGCUGCGAUUGCGGCCGCAGCUAAUGCAGCGGCGGCGGCCAAGAUGCGAUUUAAUAUGCCACCAACGGCGGCGAUCGCCACGCCUAGUAAUGUGUAUGCCGCGCCGGGAAUGCAGGCCUAUACCCACGCCAACUUUGUGCAGCAAACGCAGGCCGCUUACAUGCUGCAACAGCAGCAAAUGCUCCAGCAGCAGGCACAAAUGCAGGCUCAGGCGCAGGCACAGGCACAAGCACAAGCACAAGCACAGGCUCAAGCACAGGCACAAGCCCAAGCACAGGCGCAGGCGCAGCCACUAACUGGCCGAAUACCGGGGCGCGAAAGAAAGGCUUCGCGCACGGAUGAGAACGGACGGUCGACGGAGGUCUAAGUCAUCUAUUGUACAUUUUAGUUAUUGAGCAAAGCGAUAAUUAUUAAAUCUAUAUAGCAUAUAGAAUGAAGUAUCUUGUAUAAUCCGAAUCGAAACGAAACCGAACGCCAUUUUCUUUAACACCUAACACACACACACAGCUAACGAGUAUAUAGUGAAUUCUUAAAUGUUCCUUCGUUCUCUGCUAAUAUUAAUGUAAAUAAAUUAAACAAUUGUCUGUUCGCCACUAUCUACACACUAAAAUAAGUUUCUAAAACUAAUUGUAUAUACAUCAGCAUAAAAUAAUACACCCACGAUCUACGAUAACUAUUCUAUAGAUAUGCAUAUGUAUUAAUUGUAAUCUUUCUCCAGACACUUUAAAAACACCAAUUUAUCCCUGGGCAACUUUCUGGCCCAUCCCCUUUUUGAUCUAAUCCUCGAUGAAUUACAAAUGCGAUUUAUGAAUGUAGUUUUAUUAGCAUAUACUACUAACACCUUCACCCGUUAAGUGCGCGCUAUGUAUAUUAUAUAUUUUCUUUACCCAGCAUUAUGUUUGUGUAACUAAAGAAUGGAGUUCGUAUAUACCGCGUGUGUGUAUAUACCCUGAAUAUUAAUUUAAAAGCAUUUAGCUAUAAUUAUUCAUAUUUAUAGAGCCAAAACUAUCCAAAACCUAAAAUAUUAUAUACGAUUAUAACAAACACGAAACACGAUAUAAAAACAAAAACAAUAUGUAUAUGAAAAAGCAAAAGACUUAAAAAUUUCAAUAAAUGAAAAGAAAUAAUACCAAUGAUCA
Messenger RNA from Drosophila gunungcola (fruit fly), 5199 nucleotides. It is a transcript of the gene siz, whose product is annotated as IQ motif and SEC7 domain-containing protein 1. Gene Ontology annotation, biological process: regulation of ARF protein signal transduction; actin cytoskeleton organization. The record is from RefSeq and is a predicted model, not a curated record. Gene Ontology annotation, molecular function: guanyl-nucleotide exchange factor activity; protein binding. NCBI's taxonomy places the organism in Eukaryota, Metazoa, Arthropoda, Insecta, Diptera, Drosophilidae.